Messenger RNA from Salvelinus fontinalis (brook trout), 2233 nucleotides. RefSeq names its product high-affinity choline transporter 1-like. The coding region runs from base 34 to 987 and encodes 317 amino acids. The record is from RefSeq and is a predicted model, not a curated record. The transcript has 6 exons. Gene Ontology annotation, molecular function: choline:sodium symporter activity. Gene Ontology annotation, cellular component: perikaryon; dendrite; synapse. NCBI's taxonomy places the organism in Eukaryota, Metazoa, Chordata, Actinopteri, Salmoniformes, Salmonidae. Gene Ontology annotation, biological process: neuromuscular synaptic transmission; synaptic transmission, cholinergic; transmembrane transport.
CACACGGCUCAGCUCGAGCUAAAACAAGACAAGAUGACCGGUAUCCACCUGGAGGGACUGGCGGCGAUCGCCCUCUUCUACGUUCUGAUCCUGGCGGUGGGGAUCUGGGCAGCGUGGAAGAACAAGCACGCCGGGGAGGCGGAGGGCACGGACCGCAGUGAAACCAUCAUGGUCGGUGGCAGGGACAUUGGUUUAUUUGUUGGUGGUUUUACCAUGACCGCGACCUGGGUUGGUGGGGGAUACAUUAACGGAACAGCGGAGUACGUCUAUCUUCCGGGGUAUGGCUUGGCUUGGGCACAAGCGCCUUUUGGAUAUGCGCUAAGUCUAGUCGUAGGAGGUCUGUUCUUCGCCAAGCCCAUGCGUUCCAGAGGUUAUGUCACCAUGCUGGACCCUUUCCAGCAGAAGUAUGGCAAGAGGAUGGGCGGUCUGCUCUUCAUACCUGCUCUAAUGGGAGAGAUCUUCUGGUCUGCGGCCAUUUUAUCUGCUCUGGGAGCCACACUGAGUGUGAUCAUAGAUAUAAACAUCAAGAUGUCUGUGGUGAUCUCUGCCUGUAUCGCCAUCUUCUACACGUUAGUCGGAGGUCUGUAUUCUGUAGCCUACACCGACGUGGUGCAACUCUUCUGUAUCUUCCUGGGACUGUGGGUUUCAGUACCGUUCGCUCUCAGCAACCCAGCGGUGUCCGACAUCAAGAUCAGUGCCGUGAAGGAGAUCUACCAAGCGCCCUGGAAGGGAAACAUCAAGAGAGAAGAUGCCUGGGUCUGGAUAGACAACUUCUGUCUGCUGAUGUUGGGGGGGAUUCCCUGGCAGGUAUAUUUUCAACGAGUUCUCUCUGCCUCUUCAGCUACGUACGCCCAGGUGCUCUCCUUCAUCGCCGCUGCAGGGUGCCUGGUCAUGGCCGUGCCCUCAGUAAUGAUCGGGGCUAUAGGGGCCUCCACAGGUGAGACACGCAGGGACACACACACACACCUGGGGUACAGUUAUGUAUGAACGGUUCUAACUAGGACAUCUCGUUCCGUCGUGUUGGUUGAUCUACGGUUGUUAGUUGUUGUCCUAACAUUCCCAAACGUCUGAGAGUUCCUCAUCUGGUAGCCUAAUGAUGACACGUAUUCCUGAGGUGUGUCCCCCUGCUGGGCGUUUGGGGGGGAGGGUCCGGGGGACACUUCAGGGUGUAACCAUGUUCCCCUCAGAUCUCUGGAAAGCUCCUGAAAAACAUCAGCAGCUGGUCCCUUCAUCCAUUAUGGAGGAUCGUUCUCAACCUCUCUCUGUCUCUCUCCCUCUCUCUGAAUCUCUCUCUCUCCCUCUCUCUCCCUCUCUCCCUCUCUCCCUCUCUCUCUGUCUCUCUCAACCUCUCUCUCCGUCUCUCUCUCUGUCUCUCUCUCUCCGUCUCUCUCUCUGUCUCUCUGUCUCUCUCUCUCCGUCUCUCUCUCUGUCUCUCUGUCUCUCUCUGUCUCUCUCCCUCUCAAUCUCUCUCUCUCUCUCUGUCUCUCUCCCUCUCAAUCUCUCUCUCUCAACCUCUCUCUCCGUCUCUCUCUCUCUCUCUCUCUCUCUCUGUCUCUCUCUCCCUCUCUCUCUCUCUCUCUCUGUCUCUCUCUCUCUCUCUCUCUCUCUCUCUCUCUCUCUCUCUCUCUCUCUCUGUCUCUCUCUGUCUCUCUCCCUCUCAAUCUCUCUCUCUCUCAACCUCUCUCUCCGUCUCUCUCUCUCUCUCUCUCUCUCUCUCUGUCUCUCUCUCCCCCUCUCAAUAUCUCUCUCUCUCUCUCUCUCUCUCUCUCCAUUUACUACUGUGAACUUUGUAAAUAUUACAUCUGAGGAGAAGCAGAAGGGACUGAAUUACGUUUGAUCUCCAGGUUUUAACUCCAGCAUCAAAGUCCUGCUGAUUCACUCUCUGUACACUCAGUUACAGAGUCAGGAAUGGGAGGUGAAAUGAUAUAUUAAGGGGUGAUAUAUAGUUACAGUAGGACUAUGUCCAGUGAUGGGAGGUGAAAUGCUACGUUAAGGGAUGAUAUAUAGUUACAGUAGAACUAUGUCCAGUGAUGGGAGGUGAAAUGCUACGUUAAGGGAUGAUAUAUAGUUACAGUAGGACUAUGUCCAGUGAUGGGAGGUGAAAUGCUACGUUAAGGGAUGAUAUAUAGUUACAGUAGAACUAUGUCCAGUGAUGGGAGGUGAAAUGCUACGUUAAGGGGUGAUAUAUAGUUACAGUAGGACUAUGUCCAGUGAUGGGAGGUGAAAUGCUACG